AUGGAACUCCUUGGGUCUUCAAGCCAACCCAAGUACCUACAAACCGGCCGGUUCCGACGAUUCAACGACUACCAUUUUGCGCAACAAUGCGACCUGAUGGUCCUGACCUCAGGCUUUGACUACUAUUGCAGCAUUGACUCUGGCUGGUCUUUGAACGGCGGUGACCAGUAUGGACGUAUCGUGCCCGACAAUGCCAACAUAUUCACUCGGUGCAAGUCUUUGGCAGGCUUCGUAGAUCAUGCACAUAACAAAGGCUACAAGAUUGGCAUCUACCUACUACCCGGUGCCUUCGUCGGAGAUGGUGGGAUCACUAUUGAGAACACUACCAUCAAGAUUGUGAUGUCCUUGAUACUAGCCGGUGUUGAUAUGCUUAAACUCGACUACCUAACGCCUGGAUCUCCCAACCCCGGCGAGACAUUGCCAGCGGACACCAGCCAAUCCGUUGCCAAAUAUCGCCAAGCCAUCACGAAUUGCGGCCUCAGCAUCAGUCUUGACAUCUCAUGGGGUCUCGACCGAGACGAGCCGGAAUGGGACGUCUGGAAGACGAACGCUGAUACACUGCGCCUCGAUACUGAUGUCAACAAUGAUGACUAUGCUUGUGACUCUCAGACUCUUAAUGCCCCCAAACCCCAUACGCCAUCGCAGCGCAUCUACCUUCACAUCCUUCGACGCGGUCCAACAGACCGAACGACCCGGGAAACUCUAGGGUCCAUGCUCAAAUACGACGACGACGAAGCAACGGCACAGACCGCCUUCACCGCCACGUAUCCUAUGCAACCGCGCAACCGCACCGGCUCGCCCACCGUCGGUGCUUCAGAUGCUCUCCAACUCCGAGCCUGGAUCGCCGGCCCCGGUCCCGACGGUACCGCGGCGGUGGUGUUGGCGAACUGUGGCUCCGACUCCUCCCUCGCCAAGCGCGGAAGCGCCUGUGUCGCUUUGGGGACCUGUCUAACAUAUCGUUCAGAACAAUUGGUAACCAUUCCGCUGACCGCGCUGGGCAUUGGGACUGGGGUGGAGAAUGGGGCUGAAGCUUGGGAUGUGAGGAGAGUGUGGGGAGGGGGCGGGAGUGGAGGCCCGGAUCAUACUGAUGUUGGGAAUUGA
Letharia lupina is the source of this 1101-nucleotide messenger RNA. RefSeq lists its product as uncharacterized. The coding region runs from base 1 to 1101 and encodes 366 amino acids. The transcript has 3 exons. The record is from RefSeq and is a predicted model, not a curated record. NCBI's taxonomy places the organism in Eukaryota, Fungi, Ascomycota, Lecanoromycetes, Lecanorales, Parmeliaceae.